Molecule: messenger RNA, 3482 nt
Organism: Trametes versicolor FP-101664 SS1
Lineage: Eukaryota; Fungi; Basidiomycota; Agaricomycetes; Polyporales; Polyporaceae
Exons: 12
Coding region: 72-3482 (1136 amino acids)
Biological process (GO): regulation of telomere maintenance via telomerase; telomere capping
Cellular component (GO): nuclear telomere cap complex; chromosome, telomeric region
Molecular function (GO): telomerase inhibitor activity; G-rich strand telomeric DNA binding
Source: RefSeq, a predicted model, not a curated record
ACAGCGCGUCUCCAGCCACUUGCCCGCGACAACUCAUCCAGCCGCUUCGCCGUGGCUCGGCUCAACUGAACAUGAAGCGGUCAGCGGAACCUGGUCCGUCCUCGUACCACAGACCGACGCCGACGCCCCAGGCUCUCAUUCAGGCCUUCCCGCCGGAUCAGAAGAAGAAAGCGGGAGACAUCUGCCGCAAGGGGUCGGACGGUACGGGAUGGAUAGAAGGCAAAGUUUAUCAGCGAGGGGCACCUUCUGGACAGACCUGGGAGUUCAUCAUGACGGCGGAGCUUGGCUCGCGUGUGCAAGUCCUGCUCUCCGGGAGCUGUUUGGAGCACUUUCCCAGUCUGCCGAUCGUGGUCGGCGCGCAAGUGCGUAUACGCGCGAGGGGACUCGUCUUGGAAGAUCUCGAUGAACCUCCGAAGCUACUUUUACCGAAGCGGUUUGCCUGGCGAGAGCGUAUAACGCUACAUGUGCACAAUCCGAAGACCGGCGAGCAGUAUUUCGUCGACACUUGGGCAGAUUCCUCAUCUAUACACCCUCCGGUAGACGAUGCUUCGCCGGAUAUGGAUAUGGCGAGCGCACCAAGUGUUCCCAAGAAGAGAAGACGAACACCAAAUCCCGCGAGUGCAGACCACGAUGUACAACGCAGGAGCGCGUCCCUACCAUCAACAGACGUGAAUGGCGUUGUAGAACCUACACCGCUCUCUGACCCCAUGCUCGUCGACCACGCAGGGCCGGUCGAGGCUACCUCAGAAGGAGAACCGGUGGAGAAGCCAACGGAAUCAAGUGACUCACAGUCUGAUUCGCAGAAUCCGCAGAGCCUUCCUUCGCCCCCUCCGGAGCUCACCAAGGUAGUGGGAACGGAUGAGCAAACUAUAGGCCUCAGCACAUCCGACAAGGAAGUCGUGCCUGCUCCUGAGGAAUCACCCGAGGGUCAACCACCGAAUGGCAAGACGGUUGCGGUAGCCCCAAUGCAAGAACGCCAGGAGUCCCCAGUGAUCGACGGAACAUCCGCCGUGACGUCUCCACCACCACCACCUCUGCGCGCUCGAACUGGGGCUGGUCUCUCGGGGAACGGUAGAAAACUAUCAAGUAAGGACCGAAGAAGAAAAUUAAAGCAACUCCAGAAAGCCGGCAAGCUGGUAGAUGAGGCGCCUCCUACGAAGCGAAGUGAAGCUGCCGCAGACGUCGAUGGUGAGGAACACUACUGGGACGAAGCGGACACCAUUCCCGAUGAUGUCCUCAUGGAUGAUCCCGGCCAGCGACAGGCUGCAGUUGAACAAGUGAAUAGCCAACCUGACAAGGCUGAGCGUGCCGUCACUCCCGCUCAUCAUCUCCAGGUGAUCCAGCCAGACGAGCCGCCAGCCGACGGUAAUGGGGAAUCGAAUGUCCGGGAAUGCAACGGCGACCCACUGGAGUCUCUUCGCGCGGGUUGCACUUCUGGAUUUGUCACAUAUACCCCAUUCGAUCAACUCCAGAGUGUUGGGCCGCAACAUAUCAUCGGUGUCGUGGAAUCUGCUGGAGCGGUUACGCAAACCAAGAAGCUAGAGUUCAUGUUAAGACUCGUGCUUUAUGAUCCAACGAACUAUGGUUCUAGCGGUUUUAGCGUGAUGUUGUUCGAGAAAGCAAAGAAUGCUCUCCCGACGGUGGAAUCAGGGGAUAUACUGAUGUUCAGAGGAAUACAGAUCGACAGGUUCAACAAUUCCUUGUGUGCUGUCGGCGCGUCCUUCAAGGGAUGGCAAUGGGCGGUGUUCCAUGUGAAGACCGGCAUGCUAUCGAGUGCUCCCGAGGACACUUGUGCCUUGCGCCAUUUCAAACCCGAAGGGGCCGAGUUGCAGUUCAGCAUACGGCUAGGAGACUGGUGGCGGGACGUCUCGUCCAACGCGACAUCGUUUGCCCCCGACAUAUCACGAGCCCGAGGACGCGGUCGGGAGCACAAGCUGAUCGCGGAUGCCACUGGUGAUGAAUACUUCGACACCACUGUCGAGGUUCUACAUGGAUUGAGAAACGACAACGGGGUCUACAGCGUUUUUGUUACUGACUACACGCGCAACCCGGCUGUGUCGCCGACUCAGGGCGAAUGGUGUCCACCGCGACUCGCACCAUACGUCCUGCGCGUCGAGUUGUGGGACUCCUCUGCGGAAGUCGGCCCAACGAUGCAGGCGGGCGAGUACUAUUCUAUCCGCAACUUGCGCUCGCGGAUUGGCGGCGGCGGAUAUCUUGAAAGCAAGAUGCAGGAGGGCGAGAAGAUCGUUAAGCUUGACGAGGACCAGUUGGAGAACUACCCCCGGCUGGCAGCAUUGCUCAAGCGGAAGAAGGAUUUUGAGACUGAAAUGAACGCGACGGGUGGAGUGCACGAGUUCCCUCACAAGCUGGUCGAAGAAGCGGAGGAGAACUGCCACUUCAAAUGCACUGUUGAGGUUGUUCACGUAUCACCCAAAGACGACUUCACCUACCUGUACGUCACGGACUACACCUCUCGCACCGACCUCGUGCCUGUCUCAGCUUCCAUCGCUCCCGAGACACUUGCCGACCGAGUCGUCCGAGUUGAGCUGCGUGACGCGCAAGUGGACAUCGCUAAGAGCCUCGAGGCUGGCGACUUCGUCGCCAUACGGAAUCUCCGUCUACGGCCGUCAGGUGGUGGCACCCUCCUCGCUGGACGCCUGGGUGGUGACCAACGGCUGAUUACGAAGCUGAACCCUAAAGCGGCUGGGAAUGCGGACCUGCGGGCGCUGCUGAGCCGAAAGGAGGAGUGGACCGGCGCACAGACCAAGUCCAAACGCGAGGGGAAGCGUACUGCCGCGCGCGCCGCUCGUCUAGCGGCGGCGGCGGCGGCGGCAGCAGAUACAUCCACCAACGCCACAGCGGAGGUAUCAGGCUCCAAGACCGUCGCGGUCCCUCGCAAGGGCAAACAUAAACACAAGGGAAAGCAGUUUGUGACGCUCGAAGAUGUUAAAGCGAGCGAGACGUGCCCCGCGGUGUUCCGUGUGCGUGCACGCGCGGUCGACUUCUUUCCUGACGACCUGCGGGACUGCACUGUUCUGCGGUGCACGAACUGUGCCGAAACGCUGCCCAAGACCCAUCGGCGGUGUUCGAAAUGCGACGAUGUGAUGGAGGACGACACCGCCGUCGCGGCAUUCUUCCAGCUCUGGCUGCGUCUCGCAGAUGCAGAAGGCACGACCCUCGACGUAUCCAUCGCGGACGAACGUUGCUCCAUCUUGGAGGAUCUUUCGCCGGACGACGUGCACGAGGACGACGGUGCGUUUGCGAUGCUCGUAGCAAGGGUGCGGCCGCUCCUGGGCGGGUUACUGGACGUGCGUGAAGACGAGGCGCGACGGCGGCCUCUCGCUGAGGAUGCGGAUGCAGAGCCGACACCGUUAAUGGACUUGACAAUUGGGAGCUGGCUGCCUGAGGGGGAGCCGGAAACCUCGGAUGCGCGUGCAUAUGUGGUUCUGAAGCAUGCUUUAUGCGAGGACGACGAUGCUUGA